Messenger RNA from Cokeromyces recurvatus, 1532 nucleotides. RefSeq names its product saccharopine dehydrogenase. Bases 37 to 1392 code for a protein of 451 amino acids. NCBI's taxonomy places the organism in Eukaryota, Fungi, Mucoromycota, Mucoromycetes, Mucorales, Mucoraceae. Gene Ontology annotation, molecular function: saccharopine dehydrogenase activity. The record is from RefSeq and is a predicted model, not a curated record. The transcript has 6 exons. Gene Ontology annotation, cellular component: cytoplasm.
UUUUUUUUUUUUCACGUUUAUCAUAUAAGUUUCAUUAUGGUUGAUAAGAAGAUUCUUUUGCUUGGAUCAGGCUUCGUUGCUGCACCUUGUGUUGAUUAUCUAGUUCGUAGACCCGAGAAUAAAGUCACUAUUGCAAGUAGAAGACUUGCAAAUGCUCAAGCUUUAUCCAAUCAAUUCCCUGGUACUGUUGCUGUUUCUUGUGACAUUAAUGACGAAGAAGCUAUCGAAAAGUUAGUUUCUGAACAUGAUAUCGCAAUCAGUUUGAUUCCUUAUAUCCAUCAUGCUAAAGUUAUUAAAGCUGCUGUUAAGCAUAAGAAGCAUGUUGUCACUACUUCUUAUAUCUCACCUGCCAUGCUGGAAUACGAUCAAGCUGCUAAAGAUGCUGGUAUUACAGUCAUGAAUGAAAUUGGACUUGACCCAGGUAUCGAUCAUCUUUAUGCUAUUAAAACAAUUGAAGAAGUUCAUAAUGAAGGUGGAAAGCUGAAAGAAUUUAUUUCCUUUUGUGGCGGCCUCCCUGCACCUGAAGAUUCCAAUAAUCCAUUUGGCUACAAAUUUUCUUGGUCAGCACGUGGUGUUUUAUUAGCUUUAAAGAAUACUGCUAGAUAUCUCGAAAAAGGUAAAGUGGUAGAGGUCUCUGGUACAGCUCUUAUGGAUUCAGCAAAGAAGUUAAAUACUGGAUAUCCAGGGUUUGCAUUUGUCGGUUAUGGUAACCGUGAUUCCACACAUUAUGAUGAACGCUAUCAUAUUCCUGAAGCAGAAACGAUUAUUCGUGGUACUAUUCGUUAUGAUGGAUUCUGUCAAUUCGUUAAAGUCCUCAUUACACUUGGCUUCUUAAGUGAAGAAGAAGAGGCAUAUUUAGAUGCAAACGCUCAAGAUAAUAUUACUUGGAACCAAAUCCUUGCCAAGAUUCUUAACAUUCAUGAUACCUCUGCAGAGGCCUUACAAGCAGCUGUUAUUCAAAAAUGUGAUCUUGACCAUAAUGAUCAUAAAGCUCAAAUCUUGGAUGGUAUGCGUUGGUUAGGUUUCUUUUCAAACGCCCAAGCUCAACGUCGUGGUACUUUACUCGAUACUUUCUGUGCUACUCUUGAAGAAAAGAUGCAAUACGGUGAGAAUGAACGCGAUUUAGUCUUUUUACAACAUCGUUUUGAGAUUGAACUUAAGGAUGGUAGACAUCAAACACGUACCUCUACUUUAGUUGAAUAUGGUAAAGUAGGUGGGUUUACUGCUAUGGCAAAGACAGUUGGUGUUCCUUGUGGUAUUGCUACUCAGCUUAUCUUGGACAAUCAAUUAACAGCCACUGGUGUUCUUGCGCCUAUGUCUCAUGCCAUUAAUCAACCUAUCAUUGAACUUUUAGAACAAGAAGGUAUUGGCAUGGUUGAAAGAAUUUUGUAAGAAUAAAAGUGAUAAUCCAAAUGGUUAGAAAUGAUAUUAUAAAUAUACACUUUAAACUUGCUCAAUUUCAUUGUGUCAUAUUUUUCCUUAUCUAACAAAUUAUGAAUAAAAAAAAAAAAAGAUUUAUUAACAAAAAAAAA